AUGAGCGAGGGAUCCUCCGAGAUAGUACCCGUCAAGGCACUAUCGUUCGGGCCAGACUACGAUACUAAAGCACGCCAAAACAAAGAUGUACCACCUCCCAACGCUAAUUUACUGUCAGAAGAGGAAUUAUGGGACGGCGAUGGCAAGAUCGAUUGUGAAUUG
Sphaeroforma arctica JP610 is the source of this 162-nucleotide messenger RNA. RefSeq lists its product as hypothetical. The transcript has a single exon. NCBI's taxonomy places the organism in Eukaryota, Ichthyosporea, Ichthyophonida. The record is from RefSeq and is a predicted model, not a curated record. The annotation marks the transcript as partial.